AAAAUAUCUUAAAAAUGAUAUAUGUCUCUUCUUUAUGAUUUGUAAAUGUGACAACUUUUACAUCACACCAAGUAUCGUUCCUUCUAAUUUUGUUGUUGUUGUUGUUGUUGUUGUUGUUUUUGAUGGCACUUAUAAAUAAUGUCAAUUUGUUUAAAGCAUAUAAAAUUCUGUGAGAUACAUUGUUUUAAACAUAGAUCACCAACAAUAGUUACACAUAAAUUCACUUUUAAAAAGACUUUACAUAAGUCAUCUUGUGGAUUAAAAUAUAUUGACAAGCGUACACCAUCAUCAUCAUCAUCUUCAACAGGUGGUUGUCGUUUCGUAAGAAGUUUUGGGGAAUUUCCUAAGAAAAAGCAUGAUGGAUUAUCAUCCACAGACACAGAAACCAUGUCAUCUAACAGAAAAGGUAAUGGCCGAUUAACUUUAUUAACUGGAUCGAAAAAUCGGCUUACAAUUGGUCGCCAUCAUAGUGUACAGUACAAUAAAGAAAAUGAACAGUCUACUAAAAAUGACCAAAAUUGUUUGGAUCCAAAUAAAGUUGGCAAAGAGAAUUUGAAUGUUGGUUUACGACGCAAUACUGUCGGUACUACUACUAGUGCUUUUAAAUCGAUUAGAACACGUGGUUUGAUGGAGUUGAGAAAGUCUAACAAAAAUAAUAAUGUUGAGCAAACGAAGAAACUAAAGUCAGAAAAAUCCAAGUCUAUAGAUGAUUCAGCAGUAGGAUUGAUACAUUUUCGAAAGCUUACUCUAGAUGAUAAUAAUGUACAUAAGAUAACAGAUUGGAAUCAAAUUCAGAUUAAAAGUGAAGAAUGUGUUUUCCAAUGUCAAUCAUAUGAUCAAAUAGUUGAUGAUCACUUUACAGGAAUAAGUACUAGUCAGGAAAGUGAUUUGUAUAUAUGCAAAAAGGAUAGAAGAUUGAUAAAAUGGUCUGUUUUAGAAAGUACCAAAAUGAUGACAGCGUUGUUCUUUGAUGAAUUACCAAUAAUUUUUGAGAAAGAGAUUAACAAUGGAAUAGCAGGAAAUGAAAUUCUUUCUGAAUGCUAUCGUGAUAAUAAUAACAAUAGUUCCAACGAGAAAGUAAAACCAUACUAUAGUCAUCGCUCAGUGAUUUCACUGCCACGAUCUGCAGCCGAUGAACAACAUUUGGGGGAAUUUUACUUAAACCAUGAACGCAUUUUUCGUUACUUAUUCAUCCAAGAUUUGAAAGCGGCUUCGUAUUAUCAGGCGAAUUUCUUGGAACGACAUGGUCUGACAGAAACUGUAAGAGCAACUCUUUGCGAUUGGAUGAUAAGAGUACAACAGUAUUUGAAAUUGCGCACAGAAUCAUUGCAUCUAGCUGUCAGUUUAGUUGAUCAGUAUACCUGGAGACAAAUUACUUUAUAUCCGUCAGAAUACCAGCUACUUGGUGUUACAGCAAUAUUUAUUGCUGUUAAAUUCGUUGAACGCUUCCCUCCAGCAACUAAAAUUUUGUGUUAUUUAACCGAGGAUUCGUAUAAUUCUAAACAGGUGCUAGAUUUUGAAUUUAAAAUGUUAGAAGCAUUGGAUUUUGAUAUCAAUAUACCCUUACCGCAUCACUUUUUAGAUCGUGCAUUUACAGCUUGUAAUGAUCUAACUCUAACUGGCAAGACAAAGAUAGAAUUAGUUUGUCGUUAUCUUUUCGAAUUGAACUUAACUGAACUAUCAACUGCAGGUACUUCAGCCAGUGUAAAAUGCGCAGCUGGCGUCUACUUGGCACGUGAACUUAUACGAUUAGAGUAUGAAAAUGGAAACAGUGAAACAGAUGAUAUUCAGAUUGAAAAUAAUGGCAGUUUGGGUUUAUCAGUAACAUUUGAAACAUGGCCAAAAGCACUUGGUCUAAGUAUGGGACAUGAGGAUGUUACCAAUCUAUUGCCAAUGGUACUUAUAUAUGUGCAGAAUAUUAUACGAACAUUACCAACCUCCGAUAUAAACAACAGAAAUUACGAGGCUGCUUUUCAUAAGUUCAGUAAUCGAAGCUAUGGCCGAAUAGCUCAAUCUAGCUUGCUUUUGAACGCUGAUUAUGAUUUCAUUGUACAAGGUAUCAGAAGAAAAAUGAUAUCCAAUUCAAAGCGGACAAAUAUGGACUGUCCUGAAGAAAGUCGGGAUGUACAACAAACAACUUUAAGAAUGAAAAUGUGAUAAUUACAAUUAGUCCUACUAUUAUCCAGAUAGAAAGAUUCAAGAUCAAAAUAUCCAGCUCUAUCAAUCAGUUACACUUGGACAAAGAUACCAAGGAGAAAAAAUCUUUCUUAAAAGUUAAAUUAACAUUUGCUUCUUCCACCUGUUUAUUCAUCCGACGUCCUACAAUACAUAUUGUUGCUUUUCUCUGAAAAAUUACUGCAUAAAACUGAAAUAACUUCGAUUCGUCGAAUUCGCUAUUUUCAUCAACUACCUACCUUCUUUUUUCUUUUUACUGAGUGGCAUAAUAUAUAUAUUUUUUAUCAUUUAGUGUGUAUAUUCUUGUUGAAUAGAACUGUAACUUAGUGACUUGUUUGUUCACUGUAAAAAGAUGUUAACGAUCCAAG
This is a messenger RNA of Schistosoma margrebowiei, 2543 nucleotides long. NCBI's taxonomy places the organism in Eukaryota, Metazoa, Platyhelminthes, Trematoda, Strigeidida, Schistosomatidae. The record is from the annotation of a GenBank genome assembly.